This is a messenger RNA of Porites evermanni, 477 nucleotides long. Lineage: Eukaryota; Metazoa; Cnidaria; Anthozoa; Scleractinia; Poritidae. The record is from the annotation of a GenBank genome assembly.
UCCCCUGAAUGGCUGUCGGAUCCGUUUGAGAAUUCGACAGAUAAUGACAGUGUCACAAGCUUCCGAUGUUUGGACGACUUUGCAAUCGUGGAUUAUGAAAUGUUCGAAGGGCGUCGUGGCUCGGAUCAAAGCGCGGAAACAGUUCCUGAUGGUUAUACGAGGAUGAAAGAGACCGACAGGGAAUUUGUAAACAUGGACAAUGCGGUGGAUACAAACGAGAGUCCUGCUACUCAGAACGAUUCCAAUCAGUUCGGGGAAAAGGAAGAGCCUGUGGCGGAAAGUGGAGACCAGAGCAUGGAAGUCCUGGAAGAGUGGUUUAAUCCCACUGGAAAAGAUGCGCAGCCCACUCAAUCCAGUGAUAGAAUUGACCCUGUCUACUCAGAAGUUGGAACACAAAUACCUACGGCCGAACCGAUUAACACCGAAGUAGAAUCCCAUUCCAUCUAUUCCGUAGUUGGAUCUAAAAUCUCAAGCUGA